Molecule: messenger RNA, 1072 nt
Organism: Pterocles gutturalis (yellow-throated sandgrouse)
Lineage: Eukaryota; Metazoa; Chordata; Aves; Pterocliformes; Pteroclidae
Product: phosphatidylinositol 4,5-bisphosphate 3-kinase catalytic subunit beta isoform-like
Exons: 6
Source: RefSeq, a predicted model, not a curated record
UAAGGCCAUGUGGUUAUGAUAUUAUUGAGAUUCCAUAAUGCCUCCUGCCAUGACAGACAGCCUUGACAUCUGGGCAGUGGAUUCGCAGAUUGGUGCUGAUGGCUCAAUAUCUGUGGACUUCCUGUUGCCCACUGGAAUCUACAUCAACCUGGAUGUCCCUCGAGAUGCUACCAUAUCUCAUAUUAAACAGCUGUUAUGGAAGCAGGCACAUGCCUAUCCGCUCUUUCAUCUCCUCAUGGAGAUUGACUCUUACAUGUUCUCAUGCGUGAAUCAGACUGCUGUACAUGAAGAAUUAGAGGAUGAAACACGGAGACUUUGUGAUGUUAGACCCUUUCUACCUGUCCUUAAACUAGUGACAAGGAAUUGUGAUCCAGGAGAAAAGUUGGAUUCCAAAAUAGGUGUCCUUAUAGGCAAAGGUCUCCAUGAGUUUGACGCCUUACAAGAUCCUGAAGUGAAUGACUUCCGAGCUAAAAUGCGGAGAAUCAGUGAGGAGAAGAUUCAGUCGCUUGUGGGACUCUCCUGGAUGGACUGGUUAAAGCACACUUACCCACCAGAACAGGAACCUGUUAUCCCAGAGAGCUUCCAGGAUAAGCUCUAUAGUGGAAAUCUUGUAGUGGCUGUUCAUUUUGAUAACUGCCAGGAUGUAUUUAGUUUUCAGGUGUCUCCUAACAUGAAUCCCAUAAAGCUGAACGAGCUGGCAAUCCGAAAACGUUUGACUAUCCAUGGAAAAGAAGAUGAGGAAGUUGAUCCUGCAGACUAUGUACUGCAAGUUAGUGGAAGGCUAGAAUAUGUUUUUGGUGAUCACCCAUUAAUUCAGUUUCAGUACAUACGCAACUGUGUGAUGAACAGGACUCUUCCUCAGCUGACUCUAGUCGAGUGUUGCACCAUCAAGAAAAUGUGCGAGCAGGAGAUGAUUGCCAUAGAAGCUGCCAUAAACCGAAAAUCACCCAACCUUCCUCUUCCUCUGCCACCAAAAAAAACAAGAACAACAACUAGUGUAUGGGAUAUUUCCAACCCUUUCAAGAUUCUUCUGUUAAAGGGUAAUAAACUAAAUACAGAAGAAAAUGCCAAA